GUUAAGCCAUUUUAACAAAAUGGAGCGGCGCGAGGAUGCACUUCGGCAGGCCAUCGAUGAUAAUGCCAAGGAAACGGAUCGUUGGCAGACAUACAAAACCGAUAAUGAGACCGCCAUUCGAAAUUUAGAACUGUUCGCCAAGAACCUCAGCGUGGAGGUUAUGGUGCCCAUUGGCAGGAAAGCUCUGAUGCCGGGCCAGCUCAUACACACAAAUGAGCUACUGGUGAGCCACAACGAAGGAUACUUCUCGGCAUGUUCGGCGCAUAAGGCUAAGGAAAUAUGCCAGCAUCGCCUUAGGCUGGCGGAGGAACGCUUGAAAAAACUUGAGACCGAAGCUAACCUGUGGCAAAACAAAUUGAACGCGCCACUUGCGGAGGGCGCUAUGGCGGAAGCUGGGCAGGUGGAAAUCAUUGAAGCCUACAACGAGGAAGCUGAAAUCAAGUGGAAGGAGCAACACAAAGAAAAUACGCGCAGGAUGAAACAAGCGGAGCGCAAGGAACGUGAAGCAAAACUCAAUAUGUGCGAAGAUAAGUUACAAAAAUUGGAGGAACUCGACAUAAUAGAAGAACUGGGUCUGGACCCUGACAGUGCAGAUCCCGAGAUGCUCGAAGAGCUGCUGACAAAGAUUGGAGACAAACCAGCUGAAAGGAAAGCCACGGAAGAGGAGCCCAUUAAUUUAAAACUUACUGAGGAGGAGGAAUCCCAAAUUCGGAACACAGACCAACAACUGGUGCAUCAAUUAAUGUCUGGUGAAAUAAGGCAAAGUUCGUCGAAAAAACGUGUAGCAAGAGCUCCAAAUAAAAGUGAUAACGACACCAAGAGUGUGAAUAAUGGCAAAGUUAAUGGCCAAGAAGAGAUCCAGACUGUUGAUGAUAAAGCUGAUGUCCAAGAAGAAAAGGCGCAAACUACUACAGAAAAUGUAUCCUUGUUGCCCAGUGUAGAACGUGAAGACGAAAGAGAAAGUGUGGAAGAUGAACCUGUCGACCAGGAAGAGGAGGUGCAUACCAUUCGAAAUCAGAUAUCGCUGUUGCCCAGCGAAGAACGUGAACCAUUCCUGAGGUCCCAGCUGGAGGUUCUAAAGGCGAAAAUGCGUAAAAUACAAAGAGUUAAAUUUAUAAGCGAAGAGCUGACUCAUUUAAUGAAUGUGGUUGUCACGCUGGAAGAUGACCUCCAGGAGUUGAUUUUUGAGAACGAUCUGGUUGAAGCUAGCGACGAUGAGGAGGCUUCCAUUGAGGAGGUGGACCCUAAAAAGCGGCGUAUUUCCUUUGCUUUAUCAGAGGAGAAGCUUGAAUUCCAUACCCACGAACCCGUUGCCGAAAUGUUGCCAAAGGCAAAGCAGCGGGCCCGUGAAGUUAUAAAGCUGGAUGAACCAGCGAUUCAGACAUUUGCUGCAGUGCAUCAAGAGAAAGUAAGCAACAAGAGCUCGGAGAUAUUGCAAAAGGUUCAGCAGAACGUUGAUUAUGUCCAGGAGAAUCAGAGUGCCCAAGAUUUUGAUUUGCUUAACCGAAUACUUGAGGAGUCAACUGGACGCAUCAACACAUUACACAUCAGCUUCAAACAUUCCGAUGCGGUGCCUGCUGCGAUGCCUGAAUGCCUCGAAGGAACGCCUGGGACGCCGGCAGAUUUCUACGUGCAGUAUGAGAAUGCGUUGGCUAAGGCACAGCCCACUUUUCCCAUAUACGUGAACGGUUUCGAAGGCGAGCACGAACUGAAAGUGCCCAUACUGAAUGAAACUGUGCGCGAGGGGGCCUACGAGGAUCCUCGAGCUCAGUUUUCCAAGCCAGAUAAGAGUGCUACCGAAGCCGUUGAUGAACCGUUAUCGAAGUCAAUCCUGAGAAACAAAUCUGCUGUUGAGCGCGAGUCCCACAUAGGCACAAAACAGACGAAGAAGGCAAAGAAGGGCAAAGUCAACAGGCCAAAGAAGGAGCGCACCCUGGACGAUGAUCUGCGCGACAUGAGUGCCUAUCAGAAGGUGAUGCACGACCUGGUGGAGACUAAGGAACCAACUGCGCCUGACCCCCUGCCCAAGGAAAAUUUCAUAGACGCGCAUACCCCCAAGAAGCGAGUCAGCCGCUUCAAGCAGCAGCGUUCGUCGCUCCGCAAAACGUAGCAAAAUAAUUGGAGUUUCUUCAAUUUACUUUCUAUGUAUAUUUGUUCAAGUUUAAUGUGGUGAUCUAUUACAAACACAACGACAAACAAUAAACAACUACUGGUGUGGUGUACAUAAAUUAUUAAAUUAAA
Molecule: messenger RNA, 2241 nt
Organism: Drosophila persimilis
Lineage: Eukaryota; Metazoa; Arthropoda; Insecta; Diptera; Drosophilidae
Gene: uri
Product: unconventional prefoldin RPB5 interactor-like protein
Exons: 4
Coding region: 20-2110 (696 amino acids)
Biological process (GO): negative regulation of transcription by RNA polymerase II; negative regulation of phosphatase activity
Molecular function (GO): transcription corepressor activity; phosphatase inhibitor activity; chromatin binding
Source: RefSeq, a predicted model, not a curated record